AUGUCCGACGACGAUCAACCCCAGACCUUAAAAUCAGUCUUCGCAUCCGCAGAGAAGAAGCGGCACACCCUCGAGAACUCUUACGAGGCUUCUUCUCCCACCUACCACGAUGACUUGCGCACCGCAAUCGCCGAGUACGAGGCCUGCCUCGAGAUCGUCUCUCGCGCCGCCCUCUUCUCCCCCAACGAGUUCCUUGAGGAUCUUCCGACCUCAUCUCUGCCAUACCUGAUGAUCACAUCUCAUCUCGCCGACCUGCAUCAGAAGGCUCCCUCCCGCCGCCCCAUCGAGCGCCGGGUCAAUCUCGAGCGCGCCCGCGAGUCCUACGAGACCUUCCUCGGACUCCUCGACUCCUACGACCUCCUCAGCGAGGACAACAAGAAGCUGUACUCACGGUACACGGACGACUCCGUCGCAUUUUCCACCCUGGGAGGCGUCGACCCCGCGAAGCGCCGCGACACCAAGAUUGCCAACUUCAAAGCCGAGCGGGCGCUGAAGCAGCGGCUCGAGACGCUGCGUCGCGACCCCCGGUACCAGGACGAUGAGGGCGACGACGAGAUUGUGCGGGACCUGCACCUCGCGCACGCCGCGUAUGCUACGCACAUGGCGUUUCAGGGCCUGGAGGGCAUCAACCGCGAGCUGGAGGUUUUGGCGCAGGCCACGGUACCGCUGAUGCCGUCUCCGACUUCUGUCGAGGAGGACAACCGCCGCCGCGCCGAGAGUCGCACUGCCGAAGGCUUCACAGACCGACUGGAAGCGCCGCGCCGGCUGCACAGCAUGUUCGGUCAGCCAGGCGGCCCUUUGCUGACGAAGGAGGGCAAGCCACUGCAGCCAUUCACCCUCGUGGGCAAUAGGCAGGAGAUGGCCGCCAACGUGUUCCGGCCCGGUCACAACCUGCCGACGAUGAGCAUCGACGAGUACCUGGAGGUAGAGCGGGAGAGAGGUGGUAUCAUCGAGGGCGGGGGUGACGCGAGCUGGCACCGGCCAGAGCCGGAUGAGGACGACUUUGACAAGGCGGACGAAGAGACGAUGAAGGCGAGAGCCUGGGAUGAAUUCGUCGAGGCGAACCCCAAGGGCUCAGGAAACACGCUGAAUCGGGGCUGA
Colletotrichum chrysophilum is the source of this 1101-nucleotide messenger RNA. RefSeq lists its product as uncharacterized. The coding region runs from base 1 to 1101 and encodes 366 amino acids. The transcript has a single exon. Gene Ontology annotation, molecular function: protein phosphatase 2A binding. The record is from RefSeq and is a predicted model, not a curated record. NCBI's taxonomy places the organism in Eukaryota, Fungi, Ascomycota, Sordariomycetes, Glomerellales, Glomerellaceae. Gene Ontology annotation, biological process: regulation of dephosphorylation; regulation of signal transduction. Gene Ontology annotation, cellular component: cytosol.